GUGGUGGUGUUCGAUUGGAAGAGGUGGUGGGAGUGUUCGAUUGGAAGAGGUCGAAGUUGUGGUGGCUGACGGUGGUGUUCGAUUGGAAGAGGUGGAAGUUGUGGUGGCUGACGGUGGUGUUCGAUUGGAAGAGGUGGAAGUUGUGGUGGCUGGUGGUUGGGUUGGUGGACGCCGCCGGAUUGUCAGGCACGUGACCCCGUGCCGCCAGCGCUGAGGGCACAAGGCUGACGCACGUGGUGGCUACUACAGUCGCGUGCGGGGGACGUUGCGAGCCGGCGACGCGAUGGCAGCCAGCGCCGGCCUGCGCCUACCGCCGCUGCCCACCAUCGGCGAGAUCAUCCGCGUGUACAACCUGCGCGCGCAGAAGCAGCUCUCGCAGAACUUCCUGCUAAACCAGCGCCUGUCCGACAAGAUCGUGCGGCAGUCGGGCUCGCUGCGCGACGCCUACGUGUGCGAGGUGGGUCCCGGCCCGGGCAGCCUCACCCGCGCCAUCCUGGAGCGUGGCGCCGCCCGCGUCCUGGCCAUCGAGAAGGACCCUCGCUUCCUGCCAAGCCUGCGGCUGCUGUCGGAGGCGGCUCCCGGGCGGAUGGAGGUGGUGUUGGGGGACGUCCUCACAUACCCCCUGGACAACUCCUUCCCAGAGUCCCUGAGAUGCAGAUGGGAUGAGGAUCCUCCCAACAUCCACAUCAUCGGCAACCUGCCCUUCAGCGUCUCCACCGCGCUCGUCAUCGAUUGGCUCGAGUGCAUGGCCAAUCGCAGUGGGCCCUUCUCCUACGGCAGGACCCGACUCACGCUCACCUUCCAGAAAGAAGUGGCCGAGCGGCUGGUGGCGAGCGUGCACAGCAGCCAGCGCUGCCGCCUGUCGGUGAUGGCGCAGAGCCUGAGCUCGGUGAAGCUGCGCUUCAUCAUCCCUGGCAGCGCGUUCAUCCCCGUGCCCAAGGUGGACGUGGGGGUGGUGACACUGGAGCCGCUGGUGACCCCGCGCAUCCAGCAGCCGUUCCCGCUCGUGGAGAAGGUCGUGCGCAGCCUCUUCCAGUUUCCGCAGGAAGUACUGCCUGCGUGGCGUCGAGCUGCUGUUCCCGCAGGCUGAGCGCCUGUCUCUGUCCCAGCGCAUGCUGCGCGAGGGGGACGUGAGCCCGGUGCAGAGGCCAGCGGAGCUGAGCGUGCGCAGCGUGGGGCGGCUCUGCGGUGCCUACGCUGCCCUCUGCUUGGAGCGUCCCUCGCUCGCGGCCUACGAUUACCGCCUGGAGCUGCGGGACGCGCGGCUACGAUCGCUAGCGCGCCGCCGCGGGGGGUUGGAGGGGGGAGAAGAGGAGGAGGGGGAGGACAGGAAGAGGAAGGAUGCAGAUGACCGUAGCAGGAGCAGCAGCGGUAACAGUGGCAGCAGUAGUAGUUGAAGCAACAGCAGCAGUGGUAACAACAGUGGUAGUAGUUGAAGCAGCAACAACAGCAGCAGCUUCCAAGAGGAGCAGGAGCAUCACAGGCAGCAGCAUUAGUAGUAGCCAUAGCAAUAGCAACAGCAGCAGAUGGAGCAGCAACUUCCAACAGGAGCAGCAGCAGCAGCAGCACCAACAACACGGAUAGCAUCAGCAGUAGUAGUCAUAGCAACAGCAGCAACAGCUGAAGCAGCAACAGCAGUGGUGGCAGCAGCAUUAAUGGCACCAGCUGCAAUAACGGAACCAGUAGUGGCGAAGACAACUUAAUUUGAACAGGUUGGGUGAUUGUGGUCAUCAUCACCAUUAAGGAUAAAGAUCCCCCGUAUAACCUUAACAGACUGUUGGGGCAAGUGCUGUUAGCGGGUAGCACCUGUGAAAGGCUGCCACGGCACACGAGGAGGUGGGUGGCCAG
Petromyzon marinus (sea lamprey) is the source of this 1848-nucleotide messenger RNA. RefSeq names its product transcription factor B1, mitochondrial (gene TFB1M). Gene Ontology annotation, cellular component: mitochondrial matrix. Gene Ontology annotation, biological process: rRNA methylation; transcription initiation at mitochondrial promoter. Gene Ontology annotation, molecular function: mitochondrial transcription factor activity; rRNA (adenine-N6,N6-)-dimethyltransferase activity. Lineage: Eukaryota; Metazoa; Chordata; Hyperoartia; Petromyzontiformes; Petromyzontidae. The record is from RefSeq and is a predicted model, not a curated record.